This is a messenger RNA of Rhodamnia argentea, 1641 nucleotides long. RefSeq names its product mitochondrial substrate carrier family protein B-like. The record is from RefSeq and is a predicted model, not a curated record. NCBI's taxonomy places the organism in Eukaryota, Viridiplantae, Streptophyta, Magnoliopsida, Myrtales, Myrtaceae. The transcript has 7 exons. Gene Ontology annotation, biological process: transmembrane transport. The coding region runs from base 322 to 1374 and encodes 350 amino acids.
GAAACGUCGUCGUUUCCGGAACCGCGAGGUGAUUUCAGCUUCGCUCUCCCCGUUCAAAUUACGCAUAGCCAAAGACCGAGCUCUGAAGGAAGUGAUAUACCUCCGGGGGAGCGUGUGACAUAAAGGGAAGGGAAAUUCGGCGGAGUUCGCGUGAAGUCUGCGAAGUUUGGGGCCUGGCGAUGCUGAAGAGGCCUCGAUUUCGAUUUGCGCGUCGUUUGUGGAUGCUUCUGCGUGAAGUCUUAUGAUUCUUGGCUAUUUCGCGAGGAUCGGUCGAAGGACGCGAGUGAAUUGAAUCGAUUUUGGACACAGAGAGAGGGAGAGAUGCAGACGGAGGCGAGAGUCGGAGUUGUGGUGGAAGGAGGUCAGAGAGGGAUUAGCUCGGGGCAUGGGAGUCUCGCGGCGGUGGACGGAGCUGCGCGCAGAUGCUCGCAGAAGUGCCAGCAGCAGCAGCAGCAGCAGCAGGCACAGAUCGGGACGGUGCCGCAGCUGCUUGCCGGUGGCGUCGCUGGGGCCGUCAGUAAGACCUGUACGGCUCCCUUAGCGCGACUCACCAUACUCUUUCAGGUGCAAGGUAUGCAUUAUGAUUUAGCAACUAUGAAGAAGGCCAGCAUAUGGCAUGAGGCUUCAAGGAUUGUGCGUGAGGAAGGAUAUAGAGCUUUCUGGAAAGGGAACCUAGUCACAAUUGCCCAUCGCCUUCCUUAUUCUUCUGUAAACUUUUACAUUUAUGAGCAGUACAAGAAGGUGCUUCAUAUGAUCCCGGGAGUGGAAAGUUAUAGGGGAAAUAUGAGUACAGAGCUCUGCAUACAUUUUGUUGGCGGUGGUCUAGCAGGAAUGACAGCUGCAACAGCUACAUAUCCCUUAGAUCUUGUCAGAACUCGUCUUGCGGCUCAGACAAAUGUUAUCUACUACAGAGGUAUCUGGCAUGCUUUACGAACAAUAACCAGAGAAGAGGGCUGGUUAGGACUUUACAAGGGGCUUGGAGCCACUCUUUUGAGUGUGUGCCCCAGCAUAGCUAUAAGUUUUUCUGUGUAUGAGACCUUGAGAUCUUCUUGGCAGUCACAUAGGCCCGAUGAUCCCACUGUUGCUGUUAGCCUGGCAUGUGGCAGUCUUUCUGGGUUUGCAUCUUCAACAGCGACGUUCCCGUUGGAUCUUGUGAGGAGACGGAAGCAGUUGGAAGGAGCAGGAGGCCGAGCUCGGAUAUAUCAGACUGGAAUAUUCGGCACGUUGAAGCACAUAGUCCGGAAUGAGGGAUUUCGUGGUUUGUACAGAGGGAUCCUUCCUGAAUACUACAAGGUGGUUCCCGGCGUAGGCAUAUGCUUCAUGACGUAUGAAGCGCUGAAAAUGCUUCUUGCGGACAUUGCUUCUGAUUUAUAGUGUCGCUGCGAAUUCCUGGAUGCCAUUGAUCGAGGUGGAAGGAGGAGGUGGAUCAGAGGAGCAUGGUGCUGUUUCCACACUCUCUGAAUUGGCUUAGAGUGAUUUUGUUCGAUGAGUUUCCUUAUGGCAGUUCAAAGUGUCGUGCGCUGCUGUUUGGAGCUAUUUAUCCUUGUAUUGUAUAGGGGCGACAUGUUACCCGUCUUUAAUUGCCAGCGUCAAGAAAGUCACAAAUAUGCUACCUCAAUUGGAAAGUCAUUUCUUAGUUCA